Nerophis lumbriciformis (worm pipefish) is the source of this 1885-nucleotide messenger RNA. It is a transcript of the gene runx3, whose product is annotated as RUNX family transcription factor 3. Gene Ontology annotation, molecular function: RNA polymerase II cis-regulatory region sequence-specific DNA binding; ATP binding; DNA-binding transcription factor activity, RNA polymerase II-specific. NCBI's taxonomy places the organism in Eukaryota, Metazoa, Chordata, Actinopteri, Syngnathiformes, Syngnathidae. Gene Ontology annotation, biological process: regulation of cell differentiation; chondrocyte differentiation; ossification. Gene Ontology annotation, cellular component: nucleus. The record is from RefSeq and is a predicted model, not a curated record.
GUUCUCUCGCUUGCAGAAGGUUGUGCUGAGAGACGUUCCUUGUCAUGGCAUCCAACAGCAUCUUUGACUCCUUCUCCAACUACAGCAGCAGUCUGCUCAGAGAGCCGCCCACCACCAGACGGUUCACGCCGCCCUCCACGUCCUUCCCCUGUAGUAAGCUCGUAGACGGUAACGGGGCCAUGGCCGCCCCGGGGCCCCUCAGGGCGAGACCCGACACCAGGAACGUGGUGGACGUCCUGGCGGACCACGCCGGCGAGUUGGUGCGGACCGACAGCCCGAACUUCCUCUGCUCGGUCCUCCCGUCGCACUGGAGGUGCAACAAGACACUCCCCGUGGCUUUUAAGGUGGUGGCCCUCGGUGAUGUUCCUGACGGGACCCUGGUCACCGUCAUGGCCGGUAACGACGAGAACUACUCGGCCGAGCUGCGGAACGCCUCCGCGGUAAUGAAGAACCAAGUUGCCCGCUUCAACGACCUGCGCUUCGUCGGAAGGAGCGGACGAGGAAAAAGCUUCACUUUGACCAUUACUGUUUUCACCGGACCGCCCCAAGUGGCCACUUACCACCGUGCCAUCAAGGUCACUGUGGACGGGCCGCGUGAACCACGCAGGCACAGAGUGAAGAUGGAGGAUUCCCAGAAGCAAUUUUCGGAAAGGCUGUCAGAGAUCGAACGCUACCAGCGGACCAUGAGGAUAGGUCCAGUCAACAAUAAUCCUCGGCCCCUUCCUCAAAGCCACCUCAGCACCACACCAGCAGCACUGUGGCAGGAUCAGAUGGACACCACAACUUUGAAGACGUGCAAGGUGGAGGAGGACCUGAGACCAUGGCCAGGAACGACGGAUCUCUUCCAGCAGAGGACCACCUUCCCGUCUCCGCUGACCGAUCCGCGCUUCUCCGACCCUCGCAUCCAUUACCCUGGGGCCUUCCCUUACUCCACCAACACUUCCAGCACCGGCAUCAGCGGCCUCAGCAUGUCGGCUCCAUCGAGAUACCACACCUACCUGCCGCCGCCCUACUCAAACAACCAGACCCAGAACUUCCAGUCCAACUCCUACCUGUAUUACGGCACAGGAUCCGGGUCCUACCAGUUCUCCAUGGUGGCGCCGGGGAACACCGGGGGCGAGCGCUCGCCCACCCGCCUCCUCUCCUGCUCGGGUGCCGGGGGCACUGGCGGCACCAACAGCCUGAUGAACCCGGGCCUGAACGCCCAGAGCGAGGGCGUGGAGGCCGACGGCAGCCACAGCAAUUCCCCCACGGCCAUGAGCGCCUCGGGGCGCCUGGAUGAGUCCGUCUGGAGGCCUUACUGACUGGCCCGGUGAAGGAAGCGUGGGAAAGUGAAGAGAACGAUGAACAAAAAUACCGAACACUGAAAGAAAAGAAAGAAAAAAAUGAUGCAUGUUUGUCUUUUAUUUCUGUAGCCUAUUAAGACUUUGUGCGUUUUAACGCUGACAAAAACGUCCAUGUAUUUUGUAAACUCUGCACUGUGCUCAGACUUGUACCCUUGAAGCCUAUACAAAAGCCAUAGGAGCUGAGGAAAGCCAUACAGUUCACUUCAGCCUGAGUCAGCCCUUCAUGAGGGCGGAGGAGAGCAACCAGACUCAACGUUUGCCCCACCAGUGACUCAGACAUCCCUCCAAGGCUUUGGCUGCACUGCUGAAACCAUCAGUCCUCCGAAGCUUUCAUUUGAAAUUAUGCAAACUUCAGAUAUUGAAAAAAAAACAUUUUCCAGUUGCAUCCUGAGCUGCUGGACUCAAAUGUACUCUCCAAGUGCUGCAUGCAGGUUGCCUUACAGACAAUACUUCCUCUGCUGAGACAGUUGACAAUCUUCCCAUUUGUUGAUUGGAGUCCCUUUUUUGAAAAUGUUUUUUUUUUUUUUUUUUUCACAAAA